UUUAGGCAUUAAAAAGAAGGGACCGGGGAGAUGGGCUCAGUACAGAAAACGCUUGCCAUGCAGCUCUGAGUAUUUGAGUUUAGGUCCACAGACCCACAUAAAAUGUGGCUGGCUUCUGUAGUCUGUAAGCAAGGAGGGAAGUGGGCACAGGAGUCUGCUUGAAGCUUGCAGAUGGAGACCCAGCCUCAAAUGAGGUGGAAGAUAGGAACCUGCCUGAAAGGUGUCUCUGACUUGCACACAUGCGCACCAAUUCCUAGUGAAUAAAUGAUUAUGGCAGAGAGGACAAAAAUCACAGCAUUUCACUGUACCUCAGACUGACCUGGAAUUCACUAUGUAGUCUCAGGAUGGCCUCGAACUUACAGCGAUCAGAGUCCCCACUCUCUUGUGAGAGUUCUUCAUGCUCAUCUUCUUAAUCUUGAAGACCUCAAAAUAUACCUGGAUGUACCUUUUUGGGAAAACGUCUGUACCAAGCAAUAAGUCACCCACUGCACUCUUGUUACAACAUAAAUGUUUUUGAGUUUUCUAAGCCUAAACGUUUUCCUUCACUUUCCCAUGAAGCCCCCUCGCUGCUGCCUCUUCACAGCAGUGUUUGUUAUGGGGACAGCUGCUCUGGCCUCGGGAGAUGGGCCCCCACUGGGAGCAAACCAUAGUUCCUACAACACAUCUUUUCUCCCUGGCUUUGGACUUUUAGCAGGUUCCCACACAGGUGAUGAUGUCAUCAUAGCCAAAGAGGGAGCUAGCGUUUCACUUGAAUGUCCUCUUACAGUCGGUCACCACGAAGACAUCCAUUGGUACAACUCCAAAGGACAAGAACUGGAUGGCAGAGGUGGAAAAUGGCUGAUUGCCUACAACUUCCUAAAUAUCACCGACAUAGCCUUUGAUGACCGAGGCCUUUAUACCUGUGUCGUCACGUCUCCAACUCGUGCCUCCUACUCCGUCACCCUCCGUGUGAUCUUCACCUCGGGAGACAUGAGCAUCUACUAUGUGGUGGUGUGCCUGAUUGCUUUCACAAUCACGCUCAUCUUGAAUGUCACCCGCCUGUGCCUGAUGAGCACCCAUCUUCGCAAGACCGAGAAGGCCAUCAACGAGUUCUUCAGAACCGAAGGUGCCGAGAAACUGCAGAAGGCCUUUGAGAUUGCGAAACGCAUCCCCAUCAUCACCUCAGCCAAGACCCUGGAGCUCGCCAAAGUCACGCAGUUCAAGACCAUGGAGUUUGCGCGCUACAUUGAGGAGCUGGCCCGGAGCGUGCCCCUCCCGCCCCUCAUCCUGAACUGCCGGGCCUUCGUGGAGGAAAUGUUUGAAGCCGUGCGAGUGGACGACCCCGACGACGUGGGCGAGAGGGUGAAGGAGCGGCCCGCCCUGGGUGCUCAAGGCGGCAUCUAUGUGAUUAACCCCGAGCUGGGCCGCAGCAGCUCCCCAGGGGGAGAUUCAGACGACGGCUCUCUGAGUGAGCAGGGCCAGGAGAUAGCAGUCCAGGUGUCUGUCCACCUGCAGUCAGAGACCAAAAGCAUCGGGGCCGACUCUCAAGACAGCAGCCAUUGCAGCCCGCCCGGCGACCCCGACCCUGCCCAGCGCGGCUGUCACCACAAGGAGGGGCCGUGUGAGGACUGAGGGGCGCCACCGCCGGCUCGCCCAGAAACACUCAGGAAAAGAGCUUGUCUCCUGGAGGAAAUACUGCUUUUACCAAAUGGUGACUGGAGUUUUCCUUUUAAUCUUAAGCACAUCCGAACGUGAAUUGCCAAAAUCUUUAUGAAAAAGGCAACUUUUCCCCCAAUAUUUGUGUCCUUUUCCUUGAGUUCAGCAAAGCGGAGCAUGGUAAGGUUCGGAUUGAAAGCAGCUCGAGUGCCAAACAGUGGGAGACACUCAUGCUGAGACCCGAGAGUGUCAGCGGUGAUGUGGGGGAUCUGGAUUGUGGCACCAAAAGUGGAUUCUUGCUCUAAACCCCCAGCUUGUCAUACUUGAAAGCAAACCUUCCCCCAGACUUCCCGCCCUCACUUUGGCAAGUGUCCGCUGUCUCGGCGCUGACGCUGUGGGGCCGUCUGAUGCUCUGCCCUGGGGGCGUACAGUUACAGUCCUCAGGGUCCACACGCUGUUACACAGAAAUCGGGGAGCAGAUGGCACAUUGGAAAACUAUUGUCUGAGUAAAUUGGUCCAUCUUGGGAGUAAAUCAUGUCUUUUUAAUUUACUGAGACAUUAUUGAAGUCAUUGAGGCUGGCGGUGACCUCCCACCUGAUCUCCCCAAGUGAGCAGUCUGUCCCUAAAGAAGAGGGUCUUGAGUGCUGUUCGGCUAAGAGGAUGUCAGAGUGUCUGUCUCUAGAAAAUUAUGUUUUCCAGGCUGCUGCUUUUUAAAAGUACGGAGCGCACAGGCGGGCUGUGGUUGGGGCCUCGCUCUGGAGACCGUCUAGAACCGCACAUUCCUCUGCAGGCCGCAGUCAGCACUCUCCCUCUGCGGUCUUAAAUAUGGUGCUAAAGCUUGCAUGCCUCCUUAGCUUGCUUGUCUCUCUGAUGUGUCAUCAUUGAUGUUUUUAUUUUCGUGUGUUUCCGGUGCAUAAUUUUGAGCCAGGACUUCUUUGGAGGCCGUUCUGAGAAGCACUUUCCUGAAAGUGGCUGGGAUCAUUGUGUUUGGUGUGUUCGUGUAUUCAAACGCUCACAGAUAAUGUAGUCAUAAAGAAAGGGGACCAUGCUGGCUGGUGCCGCCUGAUUUACGUGUGUAUCAUAAACCCCGUGCUCGCUGAGAUCAGUACGGCGGAGCUGUGAAUACUCUUCAGCUACAGGAAGCUUGAUGCCAUGUAAUUUCAAACGUUGGCAGUGCAACUCCACCCGAUGCUUCACAUUUCUUCAUUUGGUUUCUGGUUAUUGAAGCAUUACUUGAACUAGAGAGCCUGAGGGAAAUGUUCAUAGGAGCUUUAUCUCGAUUUUAAUUGAAGAUUUCAAGCAGAGGAAGAUAGGGGAUUCAAAGUGUAAGCAGUAGACUCAUGCCUUGCCUUGUCCAGGCCUAUCAGAAGUAAUGCGUCUGCCCUGGACAGCAUGAAUGAAGCAGUGCGCUGGUGGUUUGGGUUUUUUGUUUUUUUGUUUUUUUUUUUUUUUGAUGGCAUAUGGAUGAGAGGAUAAUGAUGCCUUUUCUGUCUCCGGUUGUUUCCAUGGAAACCUCCGCAGCCAAACAAAAGCUACUAAUCAUUUAGCCAAAGCUUGCCUUGGCUCAUAGACAUGGAUUUCUUAAGGAAAACUGUUUUCAUACAUUGGGCUGUAGGAACAAAGGCUCGUGCACACAUCCGAGAUUGUAGAACAUGUUUUCCCUUCCUCUGGUGAGUAGCACUCAGUCCUCAGAUAGGAGCCCCAUCUCUUCCCUAAUGUGACACAUUUGGAAUCAUACCUUACAGUGGAGUUUGUCACGAUAAAGGCAGUGGUUUUGCCCCACAUGUUCUCAGAGGAACUUUAGUGUUUGAAGCUCUCAGACAUGUUUAAUGACCAGAGUCCCAGGAAAUAGUACUUUGCAAAAACAGGAAAAAUGUGUGUGUGUGUGUGUGUGUGAGAAACACUUGUAUAAGCUUUCACAGUUUCGUGGCAAGGAAGAGAUGGUAGCAGGAGCCAGCAGCCAGCUCAUCACAUUGGCAGGCAGAAGGAAAGCUGGCAUUAAGUGAGUUGGACUAUCAAAUCUCAAAGCCCACCCCCAGUGACCUACUUCUCCAGCAAGGCUCUGCCUCCCAAAGGGUCCAUAACCUUUCCAAGCAGCACCAACAGCGAGGGGCCAAGUGUUAAAACACCUGAGCCUACAGGGGACAUUUUACAUUCACAUCACAACGCCUAGUAUGUACAAGACCCUGGCCAGGGUACCUGAUUUGCUUUACAUCCCAAAGGAUCUGGUGCAGAGUCAGUCAGUCAAAACUCAAUAGGAGUUGGUGUUAGUAAUGCUAGUUUUCAAGAAGAGAAAACCUCAAAUAUUUUCCAUAGUCAGUUAUUCCAUACGUAAUGAAUAGUCCCAUCUGUUUAUAAACUUCUUUUAAACUUAAACUAGAAUCUAAGUCUGUAGACACUGGUGUAGUUCUCAUUUUAUCUUGCUGAAUUGUGUAGUUAAUAAAAAAAAAUGCCUUUGUGCCACAAAAUGUUUCUAAAAUAGUGCUUUCAUCAUAUUUGUAAAUUUGUAUUGUCAUCUAAUGAACCUUAUUUUCCUUACAGAAUUAAGUAGUACCUUUGUGAGAUAAGUUUCCCAGAAGGUGGCAUUUAAAUAUCUUAGUAGAUUCCUCAUAGAGACGCGUCCCUGGAAUCAAUGCCCUGCUUGUGUUUAAAGGCAGGUCAGAAACUGGCCUCAAGUUUGCAUCUGUUAUUAUGACUUUAUGCUUGUCUGUCUGCUUUUGAGAUAGGGUCUGGCUAUAUACAUACAUACAUAUAUAUAGUCCACCCUAGCUUUGAACUCCUGAUCCUUCAGCCCCAGCCUCCUGAAUGAUAGCAAGAAUUACAGGUGUGCAUCACCAUGCCUGCUUUAAACCUCUUCCCCCACCCCUCGUCUUCUCUUCUUCAAGGUAGGGGCUCACUAUGUAGACCAAACCAACCUUGGACUUAAGGUGUUGUACACCACCACGCCUGGCUUUAAGACUUAUGGAGUCAGACCCAGUGAACAUGUGCAUUUCCUGCCCACGGCAGUGACGUAAACAAAUGCCUUCCGGAUGGUUGGCCUGGGCUGGAGGCGAGAAGGCUCCUGCUUUCCUCACCACGUGUGUUUUAAGGUCAAGGCACUUCCUGCAUGGCCUUUCCCUUAGUCCCCCGAGCUCCGGGAGCCCUGUCCAGUGCACUCUGCACCCUUCAUGUGGUUCUCCCCGGGUCAGACUUGACUGCGUCCUGCUGGCUCAGAAGCAAUGUGCGCUUAUUGUCCAGAGCCCAGCUUAUCGUAGACGCUGGUCUUGUCUCCAGGGACACCAGCAGUUGUAACUCAUAUGUAUUGUGUUUCCGAUCUCCUCACCUACGCCGGGAGGCUCAGACAGAAGCUGCCAGGUUCUCAAGAGCACAUUUCACAAAAGGAAACGAGUGUCAUUUGUGUGAUUCACAUCAUGUGCAAUAGUUAUCAUUUUAAUAAACAACCUACAUUGUAACAUCA
Jaculus jaculus (lesser Egyptian jerboa) is the source of this 5092-nucleotide messenger RNA. It is a transcript of the gene Mfap3, whose product is annotated as microfibril associated protein 3. The transcript has 5 exons. NCBI's taxonomy places the organism in Eukaryota, Metazoa, Chordata, Mammalia, Rodentia, Dipodidae. The record is from RefSeq and is a predicted model, not a curated record. The coding region runs from base 508 to 1611 and encodes 367 amino acids.